Homarus americanus (American lobster) is the source of this 3157-nucleotide messenger RNA. Its product is annotated as trissin receptor-like. Gene Ontology annotation, cellular component: plasma membrane. The record is from RefSeq and is a predicted model, not a curated record. Gene Ontology annotation, molecular function: G protein-coupled receptor activity. Bases 1 to 1392 code for a protein of 463 amino acids. NCBI's taxonomy places the organism in Eukaryota, Metazoa, Arthropoda, Malacostraca, Decapoda, Nephropidae. The transcript is spliced from 5 exons. Gene Ontology annotation, biological process: G protein-coupled receptor signaling pathway.
AUGGAGAAUUUUAAUGUUGAAGCUUUCAUAGCAGAGCCAUCUACUGUCAAACUGCAGAACAUAAAUAUUACUAAAGAACAGUGGUGUAACCUGCUGGUGGUGUUGGUGAUGGUGCUUCACCGUAGGAUGAGGAGUCAUACCAACUUCUUCCUGACCAACCUGGCUGUGGCCGACCUGUGCGUGGCUGUCUUCUGUAUCUACCAGAAUUUUGCCAUGUACGUCAUUAAAGACUGGUACUUUGGAAAAUUCUUGUGCCUCAUGUAUCAAUUUAUAAACCAACUGAGCUACACGGCAUCAGUGAUCAUCCUGGUGGUGGUGAGCGGCGAGCGUUACCUAGCCAUCGUAGAGCCACUAAGAGCCAAGAGCCUUCUCACCCGCAGGAAUAUGAUAAUCACAAUGGUGUUGGUGUGGAUCAUAUCUGCUCUCUACUCCUGUCCCAGGCUUCUCUACUUUACGGUGCAGGAGUAUCCAGUGGAGGGCGGUGGGAUAGAAGCCAUGUGUUUGCUGCGUAGGGACCAAUUUGACACCCGCAUAUGGGAUGUGGUGAGCCUCACACUGCUCUAUCUCCUGCCACUUGUCCUUCUGUCACUGCUGUAUGCCCGCAUUGCUCACACCCUCUGGCGCUCCGGACAGCUCCUGGCCAAUGCAACCUCGCCCAAUUAUAACUCUGUGGAGGCAGCAUCAGCGGCAGCAUCAGCGGCAGCAGAGUAUGGCACGUUCAAGACCCAACACACAGCCUCCGUCAGUUCCAACUCCAGCAGUGCAGGGGCAGCUAGUGCUGGGGUUGAAGAUGGUGGACCAUCAAAGAUUCUGGCCAGAGAUGCAACACUCCACGUGACCCGUGGCUCCGUCAAAUCAAUUAUGUCCACUUAUGUGUCCAUGACAUCUGUGAAGGAGGAGGGGUUGCGGGUCAACCAUUUUGCUCCUGACAUCAUCCCCCUGACCCCCCGAGGUCACUCCCGGUUCGAUAGGGUGGGGCGGGGCCAGCAUGUAUCGUCACCGAGGGUUCCCCGCCGCACCAUGCACCUACAUCCUUCACCACUGGUGUUGCGGGCACGUCGCAAGGUGAUCAACAUGCUGGUAGUGGUGGUGGUGAGCUUUGCAGCUUGUUCGCUGCCCUUCCACACAAGAAAGAUGCUGCAGUAUUACUGGGCCAGCUACAACCAUAACUCUGAUGCCUCCUACAUCCUCACACCUGUCACCUUCCUUCUCAUGUAUGCCAAUUCUGCUGUAAACCCCAUCCUCUACACCUUCAUGAGCCGCAAGUUCCGAACUUCCUCCUGUGACCUGCUCACUUGCCGCUUAUGGCAGACACGUCUUUCCCGACCCCAGCGACCCACAGUGGUGGCCAGGCUCACUGGCCGAGACAAGGUCAUCACACAUUUGGUGUGAGACCACCACACUCUACCUGCUGUGGUUACCGCCUUCACUUCCCCAACAACCAAGUUAUAUAGUUAUAUACCUAUUCACAGCUGAGUGGACUGGUGCUGCCCAAACUAACGACCUCAAGGACAGGAGACAACCACUUGGUUGAUGCACCACUUCUUGACUUGACUGAGGAAUUGCUGUUACUAUAAUUGACUCUCUCGUAGAUCCUGUAUGUUAGACUUGGGAAUUUCACAAAGCCGAAGCCAAAACAAGCUAUAUAAAAAGUCAUGAAGCCAAAGCCAAGGUUUCAUGAAACCUUAACUCCAUUUCUUAUGUAUUGUAUUAACUUAUAUGUUGACAGGAAUACAAAUUGUAUUCUAAGUUAAAGCAAGACUUUGACUCUCCCAGUUUACAGAAAAGGGCUGCUUAUACUAAUAUUUUUACUUUCUUUGUUUUCUUUUAUUCAUUAUUCAUCAUCAUUCAUUUUACUAAUUUAUUUCACUCAUGCAAUUAUUAAUUCAUCUAUUUUAUCAACUAUUUAAAACAAAUUAAUAAUGCAAAACAAAGUCUGCAAAAUAUACAUAAACAUAGUAAUUUACAGUCACAAAUCACAGAGAAGCAUAUCAACAACUCAUCUUAAGACUUUCAAAGGUGCAAUGCUGAACAGAUUCUACUGGGGCUGAGGAGGCAGAAGUGGUAUUUGUCUGGGGUUCAGGUCAGGUUAUUGUGAGAAUAAACCAAUAGAAAAAGGAAAGAUCACUUAUGAUGUCAUUGAGGUUGUAACGACCACUGGGCUUUCUUAGCAAGUCGGGUCAUUGUGAGAACAGAAAGGUCAGGGAUCAGCACAACUGUGAUGUCACAUUAUGGUCAGUGUUUCUGUGUAAAGAGAAUAAUCGGAAGUAAGGCCUGUGGCUUGGAAGCCGAAGCCAGAACCAUGCUUCUGGCUUUGAAGCUGAAGCCUUUAGAUCGUUUCAGCCCAUGUCUGCUGUAUACAGAGUUACCAGUACAGAGGUGUAUUGCAUUUGAUAUAUGUAUAUAAAUAAGAUAUAGUUGGUAGCUUUAAUAUUGAGAUAUACUGCAUGUUUCCACAGUAUAAAUGAAAUAAUUUUUAUUAACGGUUUGUUGAGAGAAAAUGGAAGCCAAGGGCUGAAAGUACGCAAUGAAUAGAAAUUAUGUAAAUUACAUUUUGUGAUAUUGGGGGACGGGUCAUUUAACAAAAGCUUUUGACACAAAUGGAGGAGGAAACAGCCAGGUAUCUCUUGUCAAACUUAUUAUCCCACAUGACCUCAUGUUUCUCAGGUGGUCAAGUAGUUGGGAGAUCAAAAUCGUGAUGAGCUGGUGUGUCAGCGAUCGUAUCCUUGCCCAAGUCAAGUGUCAUUUUAAAUGUGAAUUUCUAAAUUAUGGCUGCAUUGAAGUUAUUGUCAUUUUAGUCGACUCUCUCUCCUAACUCCUUCACUAUGGGAUGCCACUUUUGAUAUUUUAUUUGGUUAAUGCCUGACUACUUUGUACAGCACAGACAGGGUAAAUGGGAAAGAAUUUGAUUCCAGUCUGUUGUUUAUUUUUUCAAUUUAAAUCUAAUACAAGUUAUUGACAUACUGUACUGUAUUAUGGUAGGUGUAUUAAAGACUAUUAAAGGCAAUGUGGUCUUUGUAAAAAGAAUUCCAUUCUGAGAGAUACAGGAUAUACAUACAGUGUAGUGCUAGAAUGGCACUUACAUUAACCGAGAAUAAGAUGUCUUAGUACACCAACUUGCCAUGAUUAGUUUCCCGCCUACACAGCCUCCCGGGUA